Anopheles moucheti is the source of this 7348-nucleotide messenger RNA. RefSeq lists its product as uncharacterized. The record is from RefSeq and is a predicted model, not a curated record. Gene Ontology annotation, molecular function: RNA binding; protein phosphatase 2A binding; ribonuclease III activity. The transcript has 7 exons. The coding region runs from base 185 to 7348 and encodes 2387 amino acids. Gene Ontology annotation, cellular component: endoplasmic reticulum. Gene Ontology annotation, biological process: rRNA processing; pre-miRNA processing; negative regulation of phosphorylation. NCBI's taxonomy places the organism in Eukaryota, Metazoa, Arthropoda, Insecta, Diptera, Culicidae.
UAGCUGUGCUUGUGAUUCGUUUAAUUCUCUUCUACGUAAAACCGGCACCCAUAAUCCUGGAAAUAGUGCCUCUCUAUUGUAAUAGCAACGCUCAAUACCGGCCCAUAGAUUUGUGGUGCGUGUUGGGUUUUAGGCAGUUUCGCACAAACGGUACAAACUGGAUGACGCUACGGUUCGUACAGCCAUGGAGUACUACGCCAUUUUCAUACCCAACAACACGUCCAACUUCGCGAUCAAAAGCUUCUACAACAACAAAAUUGAAGCAUUGGGUGCAUUGAAGCUGCACAAAGAUGCACGAAUGAAAGCAUUUUCCACGAGCGAAGAAGCGGUCUACUUUUACCUGCAUGGACCAUCUGAAGGAGCGGCUACUGUUGGUGGUGGUGCAGCUGCUGUAGCAGCGCCCGGGAGUCCGAUACCGACCGCUGAGCGUAAGGUACCGAAGUCACCGUUCGUCGCCCCAUCGAGCCAGAAGCUGGUAGCGUUCCGGAAGCUAAUCGAAGCCAACAACAUCGAAGAAGUGCGCACAAUGGUUCUGCAAAAUCCACGCUAUCUUAUCAGCUCAGGUGACACACCAACCAUCCUUAAGGAGGGGCCACGGUACAACGCCCUGCACAUCACUGCUAUUGAGGGACGGAGCGACAUAUGCCGACUAAUACUGCAAACGAUAGAAAAUCCAGCCUACAUUGAGCUGCUGCACGGACAACGCUCGUCCUCGACCGAUGAGGUUACUGCCAUACUGCUCGACCUGUAUCUAAACACACCGGACAAAUGCCGGAACGAAACGCCUCUCCAUUUUGCCGCCAAACUCGGCUGGGUGGAAGUGGUGAAGGAACUGAUUGCCUUUCCGCAGUGCCAGGUGAAGCCAAACGCGGACGGGUUGUAUCCGCGGGAAAUUAUCUGCAGUCGAGCUAAGCAAGCCAACAACACGGUCGAAAUACGGGAAGCUAUUUAUGCGUUGUUGAAGGAAAACUUUUUCGUUCCGGUGAUUCGCACGGAGGACAACAGCAUACCGCCCGUCGUGGGUGAACCGUUCUCACCGACCGAACUUCCUAAACUGGAUGAAUCGAGAGACAAGUUGAACACCCGUCGCGAAAUUAAAGCGUAUGCUGGUCCGAUGGACCAGGAAAAAGCGCUACGGUUUUGUAAGCGUUGGAAAACGCCACCCAGAUUGAAGAUUCUUGGAGCGGCAAUGGUGCAGAGCGAUAGCAAGUUGUCGGAGAUGAGAAAAAGCUCGACUCCGAUCAAGGCAGCCGCUCGGCGACUGUUUGCGAACCGUUCGUUCGAUGGCAGACUGGAAGAGGAGCAGGCUGGCGAACAGGAGCAACGUCAUAACAAUAACACGCUCAUCGAUUCAAGUCUGGACGAAAGCCUGGAACAGUUGGAAAAAUUCAUCCCCGACGACAAUGGCAAUCACUUACGAAUGUCUGUUCCGUAUACGCCCAAUAGACUGUUCUUUUCGUACCGCAAUCAUCUAGCGAACGAUAGCAUCGAUACGGAAGAUUCGUACUGUGUCAAUGACGCAGACGCUGCCAACUUUAGCUACGUGUGCGAGGAAACGCAAACGACGUACGAGAAAGGCAACGUGACGGAGUCACCCUCGUUUAAGGAACGUUCCAUACGCAUCACAGACCCGACCAAAGGGCUCGAAACGGUUGGGCGCAUGUUGGCCGAGAAGGAGCAGGUCGGUUGGAAGGAGUAUUGGAGCUUUUUGGGCACAUUCUGUAACAUCGCGGAUGAGACGGGUUUAACGAUGUUGGAACAACACCUAGCGCAAAAGAAACAACAGCUGGAGGGUGUGCUGCAAGCGGAGAGCAUUGCCGAAAGCGAUAGCAAUUCGACGUAUCAAAAGGAACGUUCGUUUAACGAGGUGAUGAACAUGAUUUGUGAAUCGACGGAAAAGAUGCACCUCAAUAUGGCCGAUGAUUGGCAACGAACGGCCGUAUCUAACCCAUAUCGCUGCCUUUUGAAUUCGUUGCACGUGUUCGGCACACGUUUGGUAAAUAGUGUGCUGAAACCGAUAUCGAAGAGUUCCGACGAUUGCGUUGGUGAAACGUUCCAAGCCCAGAUCCGACAGCUGGAGAAGCUGCUCGAGAACUAUCGUAACGACGCGGCAUUUAGGAUGAUUAAUUUUUCCAAAGUACAUGCUCUAUUUUCCUACUUAAUCGUUGCGAAUGUGCCACAGCACCGUAACGGAGAUGCGAAGUCGUCCAACAUGUGGAAAUCUUUGCUGCGUCGCGAUACGUUGAACGAAACAGCAAAAUGUGUCGCAAAGUUUCUGUCGCAGUUUUCCGACAAUCCUUCGACGAUUGCUCCCUUCGACUUUGGCGAUGAAGCAGAGCGGAACUGGCAAACGCUCUGGGAGGAUAAUGUAUACAUUCUGUCAUGCAACUGCCGCACUGAAGGACCGACGCACACCGCUAGCAAAGGCAUACUGGAGCGAAUGAACAAACGACGUGAAAAACGUGCGACGCGCACACCGUCAGCGUCGGAAUCCGUGCCAUCGAAUGUAGUGGUUGAUUUCCACACAUAUCGCAGUGCCGGAACUGGUCGUGAACUUACUCCCGAUGGAUCGUUCGAGGAAGAUGAACGAUACUACAGUUGCAGUGAUUCCGAAAACGAGCAGGAAGACAUGUUCUUCACGCCACCAUCUAGCCCCAAGGCGGCGCGAAAGGAUCACAACGGAAAUAGUCCGGAGACCGCGACACAGUUGCAGAAGAUGAACAGCGCUGGAACACCGGACGACGGAUUGAUGGAGCAGAGUGUGGAGGACGACAACGAGGGUUAUGCGGUAUUCAUUUCUGGGUCGUUGCCAACCCAGCACGACACAGACGUUUGGAAUGUGCUGAAACUGGUCGACGUUGACCAAGCAUCCUAUCCGCACGUGUACGCCUGGAAGUGUGCGAUGGCUGAGUAUCAGUCAUACUACGCUAAAACACCUUUGAUUUGGGACGGAAAUCAUUGCCAAGUGAUGAAUAACCACAGGCCACCUAGUUAUCCACCGCCUCCUCGUCCGAAUCAUUUUCUACCUCGGGGUAAUACGGCGCUACCACCAUCCGGUAAUGCUGGAAAUGUCCACAACAGUGCUGGAUUUACAAUGCCAAACUUCAACUUUCCACCGCCGAAUAUUCCGCCCUCGUUAACGAGACCACCACCAGCGACAUCCUACUAUUCUCGUGAUCGUUCGGAUAAGAGCCACACCAACAGCAGUCCGUAUCACUCUUCCGGUCCGCACCAGACGUACAAGCGUCAUACACCGCACAACCCAGGUGGAACGCAAUUCACCUCCCAAGGAAGACGCUCAACCAAUCCGGUGCCAUCCCAUUCCGGUGGGUCAUACAAACAUUCGGCCCAUCAUUCGUAUUCAUCGUCGGGACAGAAAUCUUCACCAUAUUCACGUUCUUCGGCAUCCCGGUAUGGGUCUAGCGGUAGAUCACAUUCGGUACCGAGCAGCUCAGACCGAUUGGCUCGAUCUCGUACGGAUCGUUCAGCUUCCUGCAGGCGAGAUGCAGACAAACCUUCCUCCUCCGAACGUAGCAGUACUCGUCAUUCCCGGUUUAAAGUGGACACAGAGCGUGCCGAAAUUCUGUCUAAAUGGUGCCGCAACUAUUGUGAGACUUCGGAAGAUAUUGCACGCAAACUGGCGGAGAUGGCCAACGAUGAAGAACGCACACAGUGGGUACGUUCUUCGCCGGCCGAGCUCUACUACAGACGAGUGUCGGAAAAGGUGGUUGAAUCGACCGCUCGUCUUGACGCACUGUGUACCCUGUUCGAGGAGGAGCUAAUCCAGCGCGCGGCACGGAUACGUGCCAUCCAAACGCCAUACAAUCCGCCACCCCGCAAGCGCAAGAUGAAAAUGUGUCGCCACAAGCAUGAUAAAUGUUCGUCUUCGUCGGAAUCUUCCGACGAAGAGAUGGAGUUCGAGGAUGAGUGCAGUAUGGAAGAGUUGACGGCAAAAAUUAAACAUCCGCUCCGGCUGCAUGUCGAUCUGUGGUACAACGAUCCGGGCGAGAUGAACGAUGGACCGUUGUGUCGGUGUUCGGCCCGAUCCCGCCGGACCGGCAUACGACACGGGAAGUAUCCUGGUGAGGAAACGUUCACAAAGUGUGUUCCCAACUCGAACAAUGCGGAUAAAUUGUAUCAUUAUCGUAUUACAAUCUCUCCUCCAACGAAUUUCCUCACGAAAACGCCCACGAUCAUAAAGCACGAUCAGCACGAGUUCCUGUUCGAGGGGUUCUCGCUGCUUUCACACGAACCGAUCGGUGAGUUACCGACCUGCAAGGUAAUUCGCUUCAACAUCGAAUACACGAUCCUGUACAUUGAGGAGCAGAUGCCGGAAAACUUUACCAUACGCGAACUGAACCUCUUCGAUCGGUAUCUGUUCCGUGAGCUGCUCGAACUGGUGGACUUUACCGUACAGCCGUCCGGUUCCGGUGAGGAGAGUUGCUGCCCGUGCUAUCAUUUUCUACCGCGCUUUGUGCGUGAUCUGCCAGACAACGGCAAGGAAGUGCUUGCGAUGAGUGAAGUGUUGCGCUAUCUAUUGGAUAAUUCGGGCCCGCUCGUACCACCGGACAUGCUGAAGGAGAUGAUGGACAUGAGCCAGAACGAGUGGCAGGAUUACGUCGACUACGUGAAGGGCAUGGUCGUGACGAACCCGGGCAUGAAGCCGUGUUCGGUGCGGGUCGAUCAGUUGGAUCGGAACGUGGGCGAUGUCCCGGAAGCAACAGCGAUCGAUGAGCACGGUCUGGUGCAUCCGGUCAUCGUACACUUUGGCAUUAGACCGCCCCAGCUGAGCUACGCCGGAAAUCCCGAGUAUCAGAAGGCGUGGCGAGAGUACAUCAAGUUUCGCCAUCUGAUUGCCAACAUGUCGAAACCUUCGUUCGAGGACAAGCGUAAGCUGGAGACGAAAGAGAACCGGCUGCUGGAGAUGCGGAUGCAGGGAAGGAUGAAGCGUAACAUCACGAUCGCGGUUAGUGCGAAGGCGUUCCAUCGGACGGGGAUUAUGUGCGAUAUGGUGCAGCACGCCAUGUUGAUUCCCGUGCUGACGGGCCAUCUGAGGUUUCACCGAUCGUUGAAUGUGCUCGAACGGUACAUUGGGUACACGUUUACGAAUCGUUACACCUUACAGUUGGCCCUCACGCAUCCAUCGUACAAGGAGAAUUUCGGUACGAAUCCGGAUCAUGCUCGGAAUAGCCUGACAAACUGUGGAAUACGCCAGCCGGAAUAUGGCGAUCGUAAGAUACACUACAUGAACACACGCAAGCGUGGCAUCAAUACGCUUAUCAGCAUUAUGUCUCGGUUCGGUAAGGAGCACGAGACGGACAGCAACAUUACGCACAACGAGCGGCUGGAGUUUCUGGGUGAUGCGGUGGUAGAGUUCAUUACCUCGAUCCAUCUCUUCCACAUGUUUCCGGAUCUGGAAGAAGGCGGGUUGGCGACAUAUAGGGCCGCAAUCGUUCAGAACCAACACCUUGCCGUACUGGCCAAGAAGUUACACCUGGAGGAGUUUAUGCUGUACGCACACGGAUCGGAUUUAUGCCACGAACUGGAAUUACGGCACGCAUUGGCCAAUUGCUUUGAAGCGUUGAUGGGAGCGCUACUACUCGACGGUGGCAUCGAGGUGGCGGAUCGCGUUUUUGCGUAUGCGCUCUUCCAGGAGGAUGAUACGUUGCGCGGCAUAUGGGUAAACUAUCCGUCACAUCCGCUGCAGGAACAGGAACCCCUCGGUGAUCGGCAUCAUAUUGGAUCGUUCGAGAUGCUGAAAACGUUAACACGCUUCGAAGAUUCGAUUGGCGUACAGUUCAACCACAUACGACUGUUGGCGCGAGCGUUCACGGAUCGUUCGAUCGGUUUCACCAACCUCACGCUCGGUUCCAAUCAACGGCUCGAGUUCCUGGGCGAUACGGUGCUGCAGCUGAUCUGCUCCGAGUAUCUGUAUCGCCACUUCCCGGAGCACCACGAAGGUCACCUGUCGCUAUUGCGCAGCUCGCUCGUAAACAAUCGAACGCAGGCGGUCGUUUGUGACGACCUCGGCAUGACACAGUUCGCCGUCUACUCGAACCCGAAGGCGGACCUCAAGACGAAGGAUCGGGCCGAUUUGCUGGAAGCAUUUUUGGGUGCACUGUACGUCGACAAGGGGCUCGAGUACUGCGAGAUGUUCUGUCACGUGUGUUUGUUCCCGCGGCUGCAGGAUUUUAUCAUGAACCAGGACUGGAACGAUCCAAAGUCUAAGCUACAGCAGUGCUGUCUCACGCUGCGCACGAUGGAUGGCGGCGAACCGGAUAUUCCCGUGUACAAGGUUAUCGAAUGCACCGGACCGACGAAUACGCGCGUGUACUCCGUUGCGGUGUACUUUCGCGGGAAACGUUUGGCGUGUGCGGAUGGGCAUAGUAUCCAACAGGCGGAGAUGAACGCCGCAAAACAAGCGUUGGAAAAUUCGAAAGAUCUUUUCCCGCAGCUUGAUCACCAGCGACGGGUGAUUGCGCAAAGUCUCAAGCGACAGAAGGUACCGCGAUCAGCCGGUGGGUCGGGUAUACGGAGCGGUGCGGGAACUGCUGGAUUUCCCGGAUCAAAUGGUGAGCAGGAUUUGCCCGGUGAAGAUGAGCUGGAAGAGGAUGAAAUUAUGCCUAACACCACUGAUCAACCGCCAGAAGGAAUGGCAGCGAAACGUAAGCGUGAACAGAAGAAUGCUUCCGUGUUUCUGCCAGAAUCGGCCCGGCUUCCAAAGCAGUACCAGAUACGUCGCCGUUCGCGAUCCAAUAGUAAUAGCAGUAACAGCAGUAGUAGUAGCAGCAGCAGCAAUAGCAGCUGUGAAAGAGAACACAAAAGUAAAAAAGAAACCGAUAAAACCGCUGUUCCCAGUGAUAUCAGUUCCGAGUCCGACGAACCGGUGGUUGAGAAUAAGACAGAUGAUAAAGAUAAUACAGUGGUAGAGGAACCAACUAUGCCGGAGGUGGAAGCGAUGAUGCACAAAACAGUAGAAAUCGUAUCGCCGCUUCAAUUGAAGUUGGAACCGCUGGAUGAGUGCGAAUAUAGCUCCGUAUCGGAUGAUGAAGAUUUGGGCCUGGACGAUAUUUCCGACGGCGACGAACAGUUUACGGCUGAGGUGGUGGACAACACUGCCGAGGAAAUAGUAGAAGAUUUUAAACCCUGUGUUGAAGAUUUUGCAACAGCUGCUGAUGAGAUUAAGGCGGAAAAACUUGACCUACCAGCAGAGGAUAGCACUGGUAGUGGCAAUACUGCUGCUGGCUAUGUUAGCUUACUGCAGGAGUAUCAGAUUAAAGUAGAAGGAACGGAUGAACUAUCGUCCGAUUUGGAGGCAGGAGAAAUUGAUGAAUCAAUGGAACAGUAG